This is a messenger RNA of Caenorhabditis elegans, 302 nucleotides long. RefSeq names its product Anaphase-promoting complex subunit emb-1 (gene emb-1). Bases 8 to 253 code for a protein of 81 amino acids. NCBI's taxonomy places the organism in Eukaryota, Metazoa, Nematoda, Chromadorea, Rhabditida, Rhabditidae. The record is from RefSeq and is marked reviewed. The transcript has 2 exons. Gene Ontology annotation, biological process: protein ubiquitination.
AUCAAGUAUGGCUUUGAUGUACCCAUUCCACGUAGCACAACCUCCACUCAACUGGUCCGAGCACUUGUGGGUUUCCGAAGUCUCACCAGCAAAAGAGUCAUUCAUCACCACGAUUUGUGAGCACCGUCAAGCUCAAUGGGAUAAUCAAGAUCUUCUGCGUCACUUGCAAGACAGUGUGGCUAUUCUGACUCGUGAAGAUCAACGUCAUGUGAACGCUGUCCAUGCAGCAGCAAAUAUGCCUGCAAAUCCUUGAAUUCCCUAUUCUACACCAUAUUUAUCUGUAAAUAAAACUCGAUUUGGCA